AUGCAUUUUGGUCUAUCGCACGGGUAUAUCACAGCGCACAUAGGCCAUUUUGGCUCGAAUUGGCUCUCGUUGCGGCGCAGGAGAGAGCCAGCGAACGUCCGGGACCGAUCGCGUCGCUGGCGCGAGUCGUGUCCUCGCCGUUUCGCCGGAAAACGCGUGCAGAGAAACGCGUGCAGAGAUGGCGCGCCGCAUCCUCUUGGCCCUGGCCUGCAUAGGCGCAGCCGAGGCUGGCUCCGCGCUAGCCGAGGGCACCACCCCUCUCACGGCUGCCAACUUCGACGACUUCGUCGAAGAAGCGCUGGCCGCCGGCAAGACGGCGAUGGUGCGGUUCAUCGCGUCGGAGGGCUGAGGCUGAUGAGUCAAGCAGGCUCCGGGAUGGCGUGCGGCCGUGGAGCAUUACAAGGACGACGCGGGCGUCGUCUUCGGGGACGUGAAUUUGCGGGAGGGCCGCGUCACGCAGAGUCGGGACGGGACGCCGCAGAACCCCGGCGCGGGCGGCUGGCCGACGCUGCGGUACUACAACGCGGACACGGGCCCCGGCGGCGCGCCCGUCGAGCGGAUCACGACCCAGAAGAUCUGCGACGAGUUCAAGAUCCCGCAGCGCAUGAUCAACGCCGUCACAACCUCUAGGAAGGUCUGCGACGCCGUAACCAAGAAGGGUUGCGACGAGGAGGAGUCCCAGUAUUUGGACGCGUGGCGCGGCGACGCCGCGGCGCGCGACGCCGAGGCGGCGCGGUUGGACGAUCUGCUGUCCGACGCGACGCAGAAGAAGAUGAAGGCCCAGCGGAAGCUGCUCGCGAAGCUGGCCAAAGUCGCGGCGGCGAAGGACGAGCUCUAG
Pelagomonas calceolata is the source of this 838-nucleotide messenger RNA. The record is from the annotation of a GenBank genome assembly. Lineage: Eukaryota; Pelagophyceae; Pelagomonadales; Pelagomonadaceae.